AUGCAACAUGUUGAAUUAAAUUUGACUGAACAAUUUGCUUAUGUCGAUCCUCAUUUAUUCUAUUCUAAUGAAGAUCAUACCAUUUCAUGUCAACUGGUUUGGGUAACAAAAACAGAUGGAAGAGAUAGUGUACUUAUAAGAUAUAACAUUCAAAAAUAUUCACAAGAUAUUCAAACUAAAAUGGUUUGUUUAGUGAAUCAAAUGAAAAAUUGGGAGAAUUUCUACCGAUGGUUUCUUCCAGUAAAAAAUGUUAUUAGUGGGAUUUUUAAUGGGUCAAAGGAAAUUUGGAUUGUUUGUGAAAAUUGUCAAUCAAUAAGUUGUGAAGAAUAUUUAAAAAAUGUCCAAAUAAAAGAAGACGAAGAACGUAGUCAUGUAGCAUGUUUUAUUAAUAUGUGUAAUAAUAUAGAACAAAUGAAAUUAAAAGUUAAUCUUGAACCAAAUGAGAUUUUUGUUUGUUCAGAAGCAAAUGAUUUUAGGCCAACGUUUAAAGUAACUCCUAUUAGUUUUUUAAAUGGUAUUUUAAAUGAAAGAAAAAUACAAGAAAGUGUUAUUGAUAUUAUUAAAAUGUUUAAAUCAACACAGUUUAAUGACAUCAUUAAUUUGAUUCAUAUAAAACAAUUAAGAGAAAUAAAUCAAUUAAAAAUUAUUCAGCAAGCAUUACAAGAAAAUCAAUUUGAUUCAUUUGAUUUAAGAAAAUGUAUUCCAUUAAAUAUUGUUGGAAAUGGAGCUUAUGGGACUAUUAUAAAAGUAAGAUACAAUGGAAAGUUUUAUGCUUUAAAACAAACAGACUGUUCAAAAAAAGUUGAAAUGGAAAAAGAAUUUAUUGUAUUAAAACAAUGUAAUAAUCAACGUAUUAUUAAAUGUUAUGGAAUUGCAUCAUCUUGGUAUUCUAUUUCUUCUCAACUUCAACACCUCAAACAGAAGGCACAAAAGUCAUUAUAUUUAUUACUUGAUUAUUAUGAAAGUGGUAAUUUUGAUCAAUACUUAAACAAAAGAAAACAAUUAAAACAAAGUCUUUCAAAUGAGGAAAUGAAUCAUUUUAUUAAUGAAAUGAUUAUUUCUAUAAAAUAUCUUCAAACUCAAAAAGAGUUUAUUCAUGGCGAUAUUAAACCAGAAAAUUUUAUGGUUGAUUGCUCUGUUACAAAACCAAGACUUGUAUUAUCUGAUUUUGGAAAUUGUCGUUCAUUUUCUAAUGAAUCUAUUUUAAUUAGAGGUAAAUCAAAAGACUUUAAUUCAAGUCAUAGAUCAGCACUGUCAAUUAAUCAUGACAUCUAUCCAUUGGGAGUUUGUUUCUAUAGGAUUCUUACAAAUAAACUUCCAUUUGGACAAACUGCAGAUGAGGUAAAAGCUUCAUACUCAACAAAUAAAACACUUUCAUUUCCUAAAUCUAUUCUUUCAAAUGAACAAUUUCAUUCAAAAAUAGAGCUGAUUAAAAGAAUGUUAGAAUUUAAAGAACAAGAACGAUUGACAUUUGAGGAAUUAUUUAAUCAUCCAUUAGUUAUUUCUUUAAUAGAAUAA
Messenger RNA from Entamoeba nuttalli P19, 1518 nucleotides. RefSeq names its product protein kinase domain containing protein. Gene Ontology annotation, biological process: autophagosome organization; peptidyl-serine phosphorylation; protein autophosphorylation. The record is from RefSeq and is a predicted model, not a curated record. Gene Ontology annotation, cellular component: cytoplasm; autophagosome. The coding region runs from base 1 to 1518 and encodes 505 amino acids. NCBI's taxonomy places the organism in Eukaryota, Evosea, Mastigamoebida, Endamoebidae. The transcript has a single exon. Gene Ontology annotation, molecular function: protein serine/threonine kinase activity; ATP binding.